Messenger RNA from Chaetomium strumarium, 810 nucleotides. RefSeq names its product histone-fold-containing protein. The coding region runs from base 1 to 810 and encodes 269 amino acids. Gene Ontology annotation, molecular function: RNA polymerase II cis-regulatory region sequence-specific DNA binding; protein heterodimerization activity; DNA-binding transcription activator activity, RNA polymerase II-specific. Gene Ontology annotation, cellular component: nucleus; CCAAT-binding factor complex. The record is from RefSeq and is a predicted model, not a curated record. Gene Ontology annotation, biological process: regulation of transcription by RNA polymerase II. The transcript is spliced from 4 exons. Lineage: Eukaryota; Fungi; Ascomycota; Sordariomycetes; Sordariales; Chaetomiaceae.
AUGUCCGACUCCCCCCAAUCCCAUACGAAGGAUGUCGAACAAGGUGCACCGUCGGGUGACGAGGAAGCACAAAUGAACGACCCUCAAGACCCACACUCGACCGGGCUCGGCUAUGAGUUCGAGGUUAAAGAGCAAGAUCGGUGGUUGCCCAUAGCCAAUGGUACGUCACGUUUCUCUUAUUCUAUGCUUCCAGAUGCUCGCACUUGCGGCCUUGAUUCGCGUGGGCUUAUAACCGCCCACGCCAACGGUUGCUCCACGCCCAUGUCGGGCCAUUCGUCGCCCAAGUCGUCGCCGCAAGCGCUUCGCGCUUCGUCCUCGUCCAAGAUCGACAGGUCUGAUAUCUACGAUGCUAACAUCCGAAACUUUGCGCCAGUGGCCCGCAUCAUGAAGACUGCGCUCCCAGAGAAUGCGAAGAUCGCCAAAGAGGCGAAGGAGUGUAUGCAAGAAUGUGUGAGCGAGUUCAUCUCGUUCAUCACGAGCGAGGCGUCCGAGAAGUGCCAUCAAGAAAAGAGGAAAACUGUCAAUGGAGAGGACAUCCUCUUCGCUAUGAGCUCCCUUGGGUUUGAGAACUACGCCGAGGCACUCAAGAUUUACCUGACUAAGUACAGAGAGCAGCAAUCGCAGUCUAACAGGGGCGAUAAUCAACAGAACCGGCCCAACAGCCAGGGCUACGGCGCAGCCAGCGGCUCCAAUCCCGCCGCGGCCGGCUUCGGGGCCGGUCUCCCUGGCCAACAGGAAGGCGGAGAUGCGCAGAGCUAUAACCUUUACGGAGCACAGCCUGGGCAUAACGGAGCUGGCACAGACUACUAG